GAAACGAAGGGAUAGGUAGUUUGAUUUACGUAGCCUAAAACGUCGGCGUUUAGGGCAGCCAACCUCAUUCCACCAACUGAUCGCCUCUCUCAUCGUAGGUUGAGUCACCGGCUGCCCUUUCACUCCCUCGACGAGUCCGUCACUCUCCCAAAAAUAUUUCUUUUCUUCAACUUCUCCUGCCUUUAAAAAUAAAAAUAAAAAUUAUCUUUCACUAAGCCCCCCAUUUCCUUUCCUUUACUCUUCUUCAUCUUUUCCGCCCAAAAAGAUGGAAGCCUCCCCUGCCCUUUCUCGCAUAGGUCUAGCGGGCCUAGCCGUGAUGGGUCAAAACCUGGCCCUAAACGUCGCUGAAAAAGGCUUCCCAAUCUCCGUCUACAACCGCACCACCUCCAAAGUCGACGAAACCUUCCAGCGAGCCCAAGAUGAAGGCCACCUCCCACUUUUCGGCCACUACUCCCCUCGUGAAUUUGUCCUCUCAAUCCAACGGCCCAGAUCUGUCGUCAUCUUAGUCAAAGCCGGCUCACCUGUUGAUCAAACCAUUGCCUCUUUAUCCGACCACAUGGAACCCGGUGACUGCAUCAUCGAUGGUGGUAACGAGUGGUACGAAAACACCGAGAGAAGAAUCCAAGAAGUUUCUAAUAAGGGUCUUCUUUAUCUCGGUAUGGGCGUUUCCGGAGGCGAAGAAGGGGCCCGCAACGGCCCAUCGUUAAUGCCCGGUGGAUCUCACCAAGCCUAUUCCAAUAUUAAAGACAUUCUCGAAAAGGUGGCGGCCCAAGUCGAAGAUGGACCCUGUGUUACUUACAUUGGCGAAGGAGGAUCAGGUAAUUUCGUUAAAAUGGUUCAUAAUGGAAUUGAAUACGGUGAUAUGCAGUUAAUUUCUGAAGCUUAUGAUGUUCUUAAACAUGUUGGGGGGCUUUCGAAUGACGAGUUAGCGGAGAUUUUCGCAGAAUGGAAUAAGGGAGAGCUUGAAAGUUUCUUAAUUGAGAUAACAUCUGAUAUUUUUAGAGUUAAGGACGAGCUGGGUGAUGGGUAUUUGGUGGAUAAGAUUUUGGAUAAGACUGGGAUGAAAGGGACUGGGAAAUGGACUGUGCAGCAAGCUGCUCAGUUGUCUGUUGCUGCUCCUACGAUCGCAGCUUCAUUAGAUUGUAGGUAUUUGAGUGGGUUGAAGGAGGAGAGAGAGAAUGCUGCUGGGGUUUUAAAAGAAGCUGGAUUGAAAGAGGAAGUUGGGAGUUUAGCACAGGUGAUUGAUAAGAAAAGAUUGAUUGAUGAUGUUAGGCAAGCUUUGUAUGCAUCAAAGAUAUGUAGUUAUGCUCAAGGGAUGAAUUUGUUGAGAGCUAAGAGUGUUGAAAAAGGGUGGAAUUUGAAUUUGGGAGAAUUGGCUAGGAUUUGGAAAGGUGGGUGUAUCAUAAGGGCUGUAUUUUUGGAUAGGAUCAAGAAGGCUUACCAGAGGAAUCCCAAUUUGGCUAGCUUGGUUGUGGACCCCGAGUUUGCUAGGGAGAUGGUUCAAAGGCAAGCAGCUUGGAGGAGAGUUGUGGGGUUGGCUAUCUCUGCUGGGAUCAGCACACCAGGAAUGUGUGCCAGUCUUGCCUAUUUUGAUACCUAUAGGCGUGCAAGGCUCCCAGCCAAUCUUGUGCAGGCUCAGAGGGACUUGUUUGGGGCGCACACUUAUGAGAGGAUUGACCGUCCAGGUUCAUUUCACACGGAGUGGACAAAGCUUGCUCGUAAGAGUAAUGCUGGUGUUGGUGCACUCAAUUGAGCUUUUAUAGUUUAGUUUGUUUCACUCUGGUUUACUUAUUUGUUUCAGUUGAGCAUUGGCUAUAUUUCUAUGUUGGAAUAGGAUUCUACCUCAGCAUAGCAGUGAUUUUCAGUCUUGCAGUUUUUUUCUGUUAAUAAAAUGCAUACCUUUUGAGAUGGUA
Messenger RNA from Durio zibethinus, 1913 nucleotides. NCBI's taxonomy places the organism in Eukaryota, Viridiplantae, Streptophyta, Magnoliopsida, Malvales, Malvaceae. The record is from RefSeq and is a predicted model, not a curated record.